AGCAGAAGAAGAAGAAGGACCUGCGUUUACGUGCCCCCUCCCUGAACAGCAGAGGCUCCAUUUUGUUUGAUUUCUGCGGUCACUGUCGACAGCCUGCGAGGAAAACACCACUUCAAUCCUAAAAGCAGCCGCGUCACCGUCUGGUCGCGAGGCCCCACAGUUAGCUUGCUAACAGAGACAACACAGAUUGCGUCACCAACGACAUCAACAAUGAGCGGAUGUCGCAUUUUCAUCGGCCGAUUGAGUCCUUCGGCCAGAGAGAAGGAUGUGGAGAGAUUCUUCAAAGGAUAUGGCCGCAUCCGAGACAUCGACCUCAAGAGAGGCUUCGGGUUUGUGGAGUUUGACGACCCCAGAGAUGCUGAAGACGCUGUUUAUGAGCUUGAUGGCAAAGAGCUGUGCAAUGAAAGGGUGACCAUUGAGCACGCCCGCGUACGUCUGCGUGGCGGCCGUGGUAGAGGAGGUGGUGGUGGCGGCGGCGGUGGCGGCGGCGGCAGUGCAGGAGGCCGCUUCUCUGAUCGCUAUGGCCGCGGCUCCCAGAACAGUCGGAGCCGAAACCCUCCGCCGAUGCGCACUGAGAACCGCCUGAUCGUAGAGAACUUGUCCUCUCGAGUCAGCUGGCAGGAUCUGAAAGAUUUCAUGAGACAAGCUGGAGAGGUGACAUUUGCAGACGCACACCGGCCCAAGCUCAACGAAGGAGUCGUUGAGUUUGCUUCUGGCAGCGAUCUGAAAAACGCCAUGGACAAACUGUCUGGAAAGGAAAUCAAUGGCAGGAAAAUCAAGCUCAUUGAGGCAGCCAGGAAGAGGUCGAGAAGUCGUUCCCGGUCUGAGAGUUCCUCUCGCUCGCGGUCCCGCUCUCGCGGUCGCUCUCCAUCUCGCUCCCCCAGGCGUUCCCGCAGCCCCGCCCACAAGGCCCACAACCGCUCCCGCUCCCGCUCCCGCUCCCCCAGCGGGUCCCCCGUCGGCGCCGCCUCCUCCCCGUCCUCCAAAUCGAAGGAGGCCGCCAAACGGUCGUCCAAGACGAGCAAGUCCGCCACCCCGCCCUCCUCUCCGCCCGCCCAGAGAGCCCCCGUGUCCCGCUCUCGUUCCCGCUCUCGUUCCCGCUCCCGCUCUCGCUCCCCUUCUACCGACAGCCAGCGCUAAACACUGCGUUUUAAGUUUAAUGGAAAUCAGCAGUAGAAACGACUUGAUUCAGCAGGAUCUGGAGCUCCCAUGACCUCUCCUGAACAGAGACAAGAGCUUUUCUCAAGUUUUUUUUUUUUUUUUUUUUUUCCCCCUCCUGUCUGGAUCAUCAUAAUUAUCCAUGAAGCUUUUCACAUUUAAAACACCGACGCAUUGACAGACAGGAACAAUUAUAUUCAUUCAUAUAUUUAAUUGCAAUUAUAGGGCGUUAAAAAUUAAAUACCGUAAAUGGAAGACAUUUGUUUCACAGUGAUGCUGUUUGUGUCCCCCGUCAUCCUCAUAUGUUUACGCCCAGUUCAUCCAUCGAGGCUGCAGGUCCUCUUCUGCUGCACCGUUGUUUCUCCUCACACGUCCCGAGUGAACCAGCGUCAAGUGUCACUGUUAUUGGGUCUGUCAAUUUAGCAAUCCACACACACUACACACUCAAAACUUUGAAGAGGGAAUCUGUAUUUUCUUGGCAGUACUGCGAC
Messenger RNA from Anarrhichthys ocellatus (wolf-eel), 1649 nucleotides. It is a transcript of the gene srsf5b, whose product is annotated as serine and arginine rich splicing factor 5b. Bases 211 to 1140 code for a protein of 309 amino acids. Gene Ontology annotation, molecular function: RNA binding. NCBI's taxonomy places the organism in Eukaryota, Metazoa, Chordata, Actinopteri, Perciformes, Anarhichadidae. The record is from RefSeq and is a predicted model, not a curated record. The transcript is spliced from 9 exons.